UAAACCCAGCCGCCGGAGGUCACUCGAUCAGAUCGGCAUGGACUCCAGCAAGCGCCGCCGCGUCGAGCAGCACGACGAUGCCACCGACCGGCUGGGCGAUCUGCCGGACUGCCUCCUCCACGACAUACUCUCUCGCCUCGGGUCACGGCAGACCGUGCAGACGAGCCUCCUGUCGCGCCGGUGGAGGCACCUCUGGCGCGACGUGCUCCGCGGCAACGUCAUCGUCAACGAGUCGGAGUUCGCCGGCGAGCAGUGGGAGCGCUUCGAGGACUUCGCCGACCACGUCCUCCCGGCGUCGAUCCCGACGGAGACGCCGCAUCUCGACGCCUUUGGCCUGAACCUGGUCAGCCAGAGGGUCACCUACAGCUGCUCCGGCAGGUGGAUCCGUCGCGGGCUCCGACGUUGCCCGGCAGCCGUCGACAUCCGCACCGCCCACGACGUCACCGUCAGCUGGCAGCCGCACUGGUCCUGUUUGGACGGCUCCCGGCCGCAGCCCGACGUGUCGGCUGCUGGCUUGUGUGCUGCCGGCUUCACCCGGCGCCUGACCAAACUGCACCUCGUCGGAGUUGGCAUGUCGGCCACCUUCUUGGAGGACCUCGGCACGUACUGCCCUGUGCUCGAGGACCUCCACAUAGAGAACUUCCGGAUGAUGGACGAUCUCGUCUGCAUCGCAUCACCCACUCUACGGAACCUUGCACUCGUCCAACUCCGAGACCACCUCGCCUCCGCCAACCUCAGGAUCACAGCUCCCCUCCUUGUCCGCCUGCGCCUUGAACUCGCCUACGGCGGGCUGAACCGUCACUGCGUGGUCGCGGGAUUGGCCACCGGGGCGGAGCCGCUCGCGUUGGUCAGGGAGGCGUUGAUCCGGCUAACGGACACCAGCCACCAUUUGCAGCGGAGCGAGCGACGGCGGAAGAAGGGAAAGCUCGAGUUCUUGACGUCCAUGCGUGCAUUCCUGGCGCUCCUCCCAAACUCUGUCAAACUACAUCUGGCAGGAUUCACAACGACGGCGUUGCUAGAGGAGGAAUCCCAAGAGUUUCCAGUUCUCCAUCGCUUGAAGACCUUGAUCUUAGAACGAUGUGAUCUUGGAGUGGAGUUCCAGGCGCUACCGGGCAUCUUCCAGAACACAUCUGACUUGGAGAAGCUUGGGUUGCACCACUGCACGGUAUGAUUAACGUUCAUGGCACUUUCAUUAAUCGGUUCUUAGAAUUCAUUCUUUACUUUGGCUCUAACUAUGUACUCUCACAUGCACUGAGCAUUGUAUAUGAACCCCAGUUUUUAGGUCCUCCGGUCAAGAAGAGGGGGAAGAGAGACCAACGACCUACAAAAGAUUUCGCCGCAAAACCAUAUGUUUUCUGGUGCGAAAAGCUGAAAUCAAUA
Molecule: messenger RNA, 1380 nt
Organism: Lolium perenne
Lineage: Eukaryota; Viridiplantae; Streptophyta; Magnoliopsida; Poales; Poaceae
Product: MEIOTIC F-BOX protein MOF-like
Molecular function (GO): protein binding
Source: RefSeq, a predicted model, not a curated record